GUGGCGCGGGAGGACCCCUGGCCCGCGCGCGAGGACCCUCAGGCGGCGCCAUCUUGGAACGGCGGAGGGUGGUGGAGCCGUCUCUUUCGCGUCCCUCGCCGUGUGUCCCACCCGCCCCGCGCCUUCCCGCCGCCAGCAUGAGUGUGGUGGAGCACGUCCGGGAGAUGGCCUCGGCCGGGUUGCAUUCCAACGUGAGGCUCCUCAGCGGGCUUCUCCUCACCAUGAGCGGCAACAACCCGGAACUGUUUUCACCGUCUCAGAAAUACCAGCUCCUUGUCUAUCAUGCAGACUCCCUCUUCCAUGAUAAAGAAUAUAGAAAUGCUGUGAGUAAGUAUACAAUGGCCUUGCAGCAGAAAAAAGCGUUAAGUAAGACUUCAAAAGUAAGACCUUCUACUGGGAAUGCUACAUCAACUCCCCAAAGCCAGUGUUUACCAUCAGAAAUUGAGGUGAAAUAUAAAAUGGCUGAAUGUUACACAAUGUUGAAGCAGGAUAAAGAUGCCAUUGCUAUUCUUGACGGGAUUCCUUCCAGACAGAGGACCCCAAAGAUCAAUAUGAUGCUGGCAAAUCUGUACAAGAAGGCGGGUCAAGAACGCUCGUCUGUUACGAGCUACAAAGAAGUACUAAGGCAGUGCCCUUUAGCGCUUGAUGCCAUACUAGGUUUGCUGUCGCUGUCGGUGAAAGGUGCGGAAGUGGCCUCUAUGACAAUCAACAUAAUUCAGAGUAUUCCUAACUUGGAUUGGCUUUCGGUGUGGAUCAAGGCAUAUGCUUUUGUGCAUACUGGAGAUAACACAAGAGCAAUAAAUACCAUUUGCUCCUUAGAGAAAAAGUCAUUGCUGAGAGAUAAUGUGGACUUACUGGGGAGUUUAGCAGACCUCUAUUUCAGAGCUGGAGAUAAUAAAAACUCUAUUCUGAAAUUUGAACAAGCACAAAUGCUGGAUCCUUACCUAAUAAAAGGGAUGGAUGUAUAUGGCUACUUAUUGGCACGUGAAGGUCGACUAGAGGAUGUGGAGAACUUGGGCUGCCGUCUCUUCAACAUUUCUGAUCAACAUGCGGAACCCUGGGUGGUAUCUGGGUGUCAUAGUUUCUACAGUAAACGAUACUCUCGUGCCUUAUACUUAGGAGCCAAAGCUAUCCAGCUUAAUAGUAACAGUGUUCAAGCUCUCCUGCUGAAAGGAGCUGCCCUUAGGAAUAUGGGCCGAGUGCAGGAAGCAAUUAUACACUUCCGUGAAGCAAUACGUCUCGCGCCUUGCAGGCUGGAUUGCUAUGAAGGUCUUAUUGAAUGUUACCUGGCAUCCAACAGUAUCCGUGAAGCUAUGGUUAUGGCAAAUAACGUCUAUAAAACUCUGGGAGCAAAUGCACAGACGCUCACUCUGUUAGCAACAGUCUGUCUCGAAGACCCAGUUACACACGAAAAAGCAAAAACACUGUUGGACAAAGCACUGAUGCAAAGGCCUGAUUACAUUAAAGCUGUGGUGAAGAAAGCAGAACUUCUUAGUAGAGAACAAAAGUAUGAUGAUGGGAUUGAUUUGCUGAGGAGUGCGCUGGCUAACCAGAGCGAUUGUGUUCUGCACCGAAUACUGGGAGACUUCCUCGUAGCCGUCAACGAGUAUCAGGAAGCGAUGGACCAGUACAGUAUUGCCCUCAGUUUGGAUCCAAAUGAUCAGAAGUCACUAGAAGGAAUGCAGAAAAUGGAAAAAGAGGAAAGUCCAACAGAUGCAACCCAGGAAGAAGAUGUGGAUGAUAUGGAGGGAAGUGGUGAAGAGGGGGACUUGGAAGGCAGUGACAGUGAAGCAGCUCAGUGGGCAGAUCAAGAACAGUGGUUUGGGAUGCAGUAAUGGCUUCUCUGCUGCUUGUUUUGGCACUUGAACAUACCACUUGGGCCGCUCUUUGAAGAACAAUAACUAUGAUUUUUGCAGUAGCAAAGGAACUUUUUUUUUUUCUCUUUUUUUUAAUAAACUCUGGAACUGUUUCAUAAUUCAGUGCAUCUCAAUGCCAUGAAGAUUCUUGAUGCUUCUUAUUUAUUGUCAGGGACUAACUGUAUGGGAGGUUAUUUGCAACAUUCAUUUCAAAGAGUUCCCACUAAAACUAAAAGCGUUCGAAUCUAAAGUGUAUAAGCGUUCGAAUCUAAAGUGUAUAAUAAGCCUGUUUGUGACACAAACAAUGGCUAAAUUCUGUCCCGGGCUAAGUGUGUUUGAUUGAUUUGUAAAUACAGUGGUUUGUAUUCCAUUGUGGAAAAGGUCUUGCUCUCCUGUUUGUACGCUCCUGUUGAAGUCUGGAGGAGUUGCUGGGGUGUGGCUGAGUGCAGCACUUUUAUCUUGCUGUCUUUGUUGAAUUCAUUUGUCUUUUCUAAGGCAUCACACGGGCUGUGAAGGAGAAGUUUGAUACACCAGGCAGCUUUGGCUUGCAGGAUGCUUUUGUAGCUGACUGAUUUCUGUGUGUGCAGGAUGGUGCCAGUAUUGGAGAAUUGCAGUCAUUUACCUAAUCCUUCCUAAACCCUGUCAUCACUUAAAGUCUGUACGUGAACAUUUAUUUUUAAAUGCAGUUUAGUUUUAUUUUGGUAUGUUACUAAAAGGUUUUACAGCAGUGACUCAAAGCUCUUCACAUUCUGUAUGCAGCACUGACAUUUAAAAUGAUAUAGAAAGAACUCCUUCACUUGCACUGCUGUAGGAAUGUUAAAUUAUGCAAAUACACGGAUUGUCUUGGUUUUGCCAUGUUUAUAUACUCUGUGUUUCUCUCAGGUAAUAUUUGAAGUCAUGUGUUUUCUCUCACCUUUUGAAGCAAAGUUGCUUUGCUUCAUGUACAAAUUCUCAGCAUCAGCAUUUCAAGGGUGAGCUGCUUUGUGUAACCUAGAAAUCAUUUUGUUUCUGUGGGCUUGUGUGGGAGGAGCAAUUUCUUCUUGGUCUUAUUUUUCUUAUAGUUCCGAUUUCCUUACUCUUCACUAAGACAUAUAUUUUUAUCUUUAUAUUGGCGAUUUAAUUCCUUUUGUAUUUAUUGUGUUACCGCAGGUAUGCACAGACUUUUUUUACAAAGCUGAAAUAUAGUUUUGAGUAUCAGCUGGAGGAAAAAUGGCUGUUUGAGACAGUGACAUGACAUGGGAAACAAGCUUCCCCCUAGCUGAUGAUGUGUAAUGCAGAUAAGGGUGAAAUACCUCUCCGUUUCUGAUGUGUAUCAUAUCAAUUAGAAAAACGCACAACGAAAAAAUAGAUUAUUUCUAUCACAGUCUGUUUUGGAAAUCUUUUUGGUAUGUCACAUCUUACAAAGAGGGAACAUGAUAGUUUAUCCAUUUGAAAAAAGAAAACAGCCUGGUAUCUGUUCUCUCUGGGAUUUUGUGAGCUUUAAACUUUCCAAAAUAUCAGAUUGAAUUGUGGUUCUUUGAAGACUGAAUGGGAAGAACAGAAAAGCCUGUGCUGCUCUCUUGGUGAUUGAAUUGGCGUAAGCCGUUACUGCUCUUUCAUUAAACAAAUGGCUGUAUUUCCGUUAGAGCAAACAUUUUGUUAAUUGCAUUCUGCUGGAGCAGAGCUCCCAUCCUGUUCUUUUAUGAAGAAUCUGUUUAUACCAUUGCUGUGUGAUGCAAUGAAUAGGCUUCAGCUCAUGGCAUGUCUUUCAUAACAGAAAGAAAUACACACGGACAAGCAAAUUCAAAUAAUUUCUUAAAAGCUUUAUUUUCUUCUCUUAUUCAAGCACUCAUCGGAUUGCAUUCUGCAUCUGGACAGCUUUGUUAGCUUUCUAGUUGCGUUCUGAACCUCUUGUGGAUGAAAGAAUGUCGUUCUUGGUGUUACUAAACUGAAGAAAGGACAGAUUUAAUUUUGAAAGACACAUAUGUGAAGUGUUUUUUCCAUGCGGUUCAGUCAUUUUUUUUCUACUGAUUCCUUUAAACAGGUUGUUAAUUGGAGAUGGAAACCACUGGCCUUAGACAUUUUGCUGAGACAUUUACAUCAAACAGGAAACUAGAGAACCACACGUUUAUUUAGUAAAACCAUUCUGUAGUAUGUUUGUAGAUAAUCUGAUAAUAUCUCCUUUUAGAACAGAGGGGAAGCCAUUUCAAGUUGAGGAUACUGAAAGAAAAACAUCCGUGUGCUUACGUGUAGCUUUAGCAAACAGUUCCUCCUAAGAACACCUUACGAGUUGGGUCCUCGCUGCUUUGUUUUUCCGAGAACCCGGCUCCUUCUUGAAAGUGAAAAGUUCAGAUCCUGCAAAUAGCACCUGUGUAAAUACCAGAUGUGUUGGGGUGAUGCAGCGCGUGUUCGGUCUUUGGUAGUAGUUGAGUGAGUCAGGAGCUGUAAGAUUCCAUACGAGUUGUGUGCAUUUGAGAUUACGUAGAUAGCUUUAGCAUGAGCUUCAGAAUUCUAGAGGGAUUUUUCUUGCCUAUUAAUGAGCCUUCAUUAGUGUUCUAAUUUUAGAAUGUGAUCUCUGGUUUUGCAGAGAUGAUGUACUCUCAAAUUCAGUUACGGGCGUUCUAGUUCAGGGAAUACAACCAUUAGCCCGUAGUAAGCAGCUGACCUCAUUCCCUCCCUUAAUCACAUGCUCUGCACCCUAAAAGAAAAGAUCAUAAAGCCAAAAACUGAAGGUUGGGACUGUGUCAAAUCUGUGGUGUAAACUCCCCAAAGUGAAGCAGCUCAUAGGUGAGGCGAGAACCGGCACCGUCAGCGGUGUUGUGCAGCGUUUGCACAUCUGCAAGGGCUGGGCUGGCUGAGGAUAGGGUGCCCGCAUUUGCUUGAAAUCCUUGAAUUUAAAUCACAGAUCACUUUAAUGAGGUUUUUAUUCUUUCCUGCUUUGUGAUAGGAAAGACACAGGAGCGAUGAAGAGGGACAGAAUUUCCACAGAACUUACACAGACCUGUGUAAGUACUAAAAAUUCCUUUACCAGGGUCUGAAAGGAGCUCACGUUCAUGGUGUGGCCAGGAAUUGCCUAUGUAAUGCAUGAUCUGUAGCAAGUGGUUUGCUUGUGCUUUAUUCUGUUGAUAACACCUGAAAUAUUGGCAACUCAGGGAAAGGUAAAAUGCUCACAUGGGGGACUUCAGUGUAACAAUUUAUAUCUAAAGUGAAGACCUUUGGCUCAUCUGUGUCUGUCACUGUUGAUCACAACAACAAACCAGAAAGAAUAAUCUAUGUUUUCACUGACUUGAGCUUUGGGCUUACUUUGCAAACCUUGAUGGUUGUGAAGUGCUGGGGAUGGAAUGUGCCGGGGAAGCCUCCGCUGCGGUGGGUCACUGACGGGUGUUUACACUGUGAAAGCCUCCCUUUCAAAUCACUUCCCCGGAGAGGCCAAAGACUUUGUAAGUUUAAAGAUCAGAUUCCUUUUCCUCCUUUCUCUGUAUCAUCCCAUUGAAACACCGAUGCAGGGAGACAGAGUGCUAGUUUGGGAUCUAACAAGCAGUACGGUUCCUGACUUAGGAAUUUCAGAGGGCCUGAAUUUCCUACAUCUGGCCGUUCAGUCCUGUUUUUCCAAGGGCAGCAGCUGGUGUCUGCCGAGCCAUGUGCCCUGCGCUGGGCCUGGAGUGUGGCAGGGAACGCUGCCCUCACGUCCUGAACACUGGCCUGAGGAUGCUUCAGCUGUGUCCUUUCCAGCUGUGCAUUCCAGAGCGCUGUGAGCUGUGUCUAGAGGGCAAAGGGGAUUGAAAAAUCCCCUAUCCCGAGACUUGGACUCAAUACUGAUUUCUUAAAUGUUUAGAAGAAGUCCUGUUACAUGGAAGCGGGCGUCUGGGAGGGCAGCAGCAGCGCAGGGCGUAGCUAAUGUGGGGGUUCAGUGCUUUGUAGCAUCUCCUGCUUGGGCUCCCUGGGCUGGGAGAGUUUAACAGGUGGCAGAAGGGAGCUGCUUGCGUUGAUCCAAGAACUUGGGUUGAUCUGGCAGCACCUGAGGGCCUGUUCCUGUGCUGGAGAGGUGUCGCCUUGCCCUGUGCUUUGCUAUAAAGGCCAAUAAAAUGCUAGCUCUUCCUUGAAACUCUUAAAAUUCCCUGAAUUUUGUUGUUCCUGG
Messenger RNA from Cuculus canorus (common cuckoo), 5973 nucleotides. It is a transcript of the gene ANAPC7, whose product is annotated as anaphase promoting complex subunit 7. Gene Ontology annotation, biological process: cell division. The coding region runs from base 138 to 1835 and encodes 565 amino acids. NCBI's taxonomy places the organism in Eukaryota, Metazoa, Chordata, Aves, Cuculiformes, Cuculidae. The transcript has 11 exons. The record is from RefSeq and is a predicted model, not a curated record. Gene Ontology annotation, molecular function: protein binding.